GCAUACAUGUGUGGGCGUGUCCCCUAUAAUCUGGGGUAGCCUCGGAAGAAGAAAAGGCUUGUGGUAGUGUGCGCAUAUGCCCCAAAUAACCCCGGGUAGCUUAGUCAGUCCCCUAACGUUGCGAGAGGCGCAUCAUGGAGGAAGUCUUCGCCGUCAUGAACUUACAACAACAACAACAACAACAGCCCCACGCUGCCGCUGCAACUCUUCAUGCUGACGAUGUUGACGAUCAGAUAAUGGGUCAAGCCGCAUUAGAAGUUGAAGCCAUGGAUAACACAUCCCAAGCUGAAGCCGUGGAUAACACAUCACAUCCCAGAAACGGAGCGGAUGUUGGUGGUGGUGAGGUGGGGGAUGUUCCAGAAACUCCCAAGUCUACCGGUGAACACAUCACGGGCGAGUCAUUGGGCAACAACAACCGCGGCGCGUUGGGAGGUGUCGGUAAAAUGGGGCGGCGCGUGCUGAGAGAGGGGCUUCUGCGACUUCUGAAGGAUGUGAUACCUCCAUUACCAGUGUCUCGUCUGAAGAACGACCCACCGGCCAGCGUAACGCAUAUCCACGGCAACAACAAUAGACACGCUUCGGUGAUGGUGUGUCUUGACUCUCCGUCGGGCGCUGAAUCGCGAGAGCGGCGGCGAAGUCGUCUGCAGCAAAAAGAUCAUGAAAUGCGUCAAUCACGACUGGAAAAAAAAAUGCAGCAUAUGGCGGAAGUGUUGCGGCAGCUCCAGCAGCAGGAGACGCACCAGAGACGACAAGAUCGCGACCGGGGACAAGAACGGCGGCGAAGAAUGACAAAGAAUAAUUUGCCGAAGCAGCAAGAACACCGGGACCCAAGACUGUCUCAGAAGAGCCUCCAUAAAGUUGGGAGAAAAAAACUUCAGGUGGCCAAACGUCAGGCGGGUCUCUUCUCCUCAGCGGCGGCGUACGGUCGGGGAAAACCAAUGAAAAAAAAUCUCUCUGUGACCAAGAAACUCGUCUUUGAAGACCCACCAGCGCGGCGUGCAGCAGCUGCGGCCGCUGGAGAAAAUCUCGCGCCACAACCGGGUCCUUCCAAUGCGGCUCGUGCGGACGAAACAAAUGAAAGCUUCUCAAGCACUGACCUUCCUUCAGCUUUCAAUUCUUUGAAUUUUUCUCAUAGCAUGGACGUGAAUAAUAUUAUAAAUGUUCUUGAUGAGAGUCCUAUAUUUAGUGCUUAGCAAUUUUUUUUUAUAUAUGUACUCGCUCUGUGUGUAUUAUUUUUUAUAUAUAUGUGCUUGUGUUGUGUAUUUUUUUUCUUCAUUUUUUUUUAUGGCGAUUGUGUAUUUUUGUUUUUAGGCUUAGCAUGUAUUUAGUCUGGAUUAAGAAAGAACAAAUUAGCCUGGAUUAAGAAAGAACAAAUAAAAUAGACUAGUAGGCUUAGCAUGUAUUUAGUCUGGAUUAAGAAAGAACAAAUUAGCCUGGAUUAAGAAAGAACAAAUAAAAUAGACUAGUAGGCUUAGCAUGUAUUUAGUCUGGAUUAAGCAAGAACAAAUUAGCCUGGAUUAAGAAAGAACAAAUAAAAUAGACUAGUAGGCUUAGCAUGUAUUUAGUCUGGAUUAAGAAAGAACAAAUUAGCCUGGAUUAAGAAAGAACAAAUAAAAUAGACUAGAUUAAGGUAAUAUAAUAACUUGUCAUACCAUUUUUUUCCACUAUAUUUCAAUAAAAAUGUAUAAAAUCUACUUUUCCCGUUCCUACCCCUCACUGAAAAGACAAUCGAUAUAACUCCAGUCAAUAUGAAAAUCAACAGUAACACACGCACACACACACACACGCAUAUGCUGGCAAACUGAA
Molecule: messenger RNA, 1806 nt
Organism: Eriocheir sinensis (Chinese mitten crab)
Lineage: Eukaryota; Metazoa; Arthropoda; Malacostraca; Decapoda; Varunidae
Exons: 3
Coding region: 135-1193 (352 amino acids)
Source: RefSeq, a predicted model, not a curated record